AGUUAUCUCAAGAAAUUUUCCUAUAGUAAUGCUCGGUCAGAAGAUUUUUGGGACAUUUUGAAUACAGUUGAUUCGCAUGCAAAGGGGCCCAAAGGAGGACACUUGAAUUUACAGAAGUUUGCCGAUCACUGGAUAAAGCAGAUGGGAUUCCCACUCGUGACCGUGAAAGUUAAGAAUUCCUCUACAUUCGAAGUUACUCAAUCUCGAUAUAAGAGAGAUCCAAAUGCGAAGGAGGUUAUGAAAUAUCGACAUCCUAAACAUGGGUUCAAAUGGUACAUUCCAAUAUGGUAUCAAAUGAACAAAGAUCCAGUCAAGUUCACUUGGCUGACCACAAGUAAUUUUUAUAAAUUUUUACAAGAAAUACUCUGUGAUGAAGAGAUGCUGAUA
Messenger RNA from Ostertagia ostertagi, 387 nucleotides. The record is from the annotation of a GenBank genome assembly. NCBI's taxonomy places the organism in Eukaryota, Metazoa, Nematoda, Chromadorea, Rhabditida, Trichostrongylidae.